Messenger RNA from Effrenium voratum, 7511 nucleotides. The record is from the annotation of a GenBank genome assembly. NCBI's taxonomy places the organism in Eukaryota, Dinophyceae, Suessiales, Symbiodiniaceae.
GCCCGCCAAGCGCUCGCGCGGCGCGCGGCGAGCGGCGCCUCUUCCGCCCCCGCAAGAAGGCCGCGGCAGCCGCGUGGGCGGCGGGGGAGGCGGAAAUGAAGGCGGCCGUGGCGGCGCGGCUUGACCGGGAAGUGUGGGCCUUGGGCCCGCACUUACUGGCGCUGCAAGAGUGGACGGACGCCCUGGUGAACGAGGCGGCCCGCGCGCGCGGGAGGAUGGGGGGCGCGACGCGAGCCCCGUGCGAGGAGACGGCUGUGGCAGAGCUGACGGCGGCAGCGCGGGAAGAGGCUCGCCUCGACCCGCCGUUGCCGCUGCAGGGCUCCGCGGAGGAGCGCCGGGCGAUGUACGAGAUCCGCGCGCUGGAGAAGGCGCCGCGCGGGCCUCGUCGCCGGCGCCGUGCCGCGCGCGCCGCGCAGGAGGAAGUCCGCCGCAAGGAGGAGGCGGCCAACAAACGGAAGAGCACCACGCAGAAGAAGAGGGCCGAGAACAGGGUGGCGCGAGACGCGCGAAAGGCCGAGAGGCGCGAGACGACGCGUCGCGCGCGGGAGGGAAGACGGACGCGCGCCGACAGGAAGGCGGCGAAGAAGGAGGGCUCCACUGAGCCGCCGGCGCAGGCGGCGCAGAAGAAGAAAGCCGCCUGGAACGCGAAGAGCGAAGCUAAGCGCGCAGCCCCGCCGGAGCUGGCGGCCCACCGGGAGUACAAGACCCACACGCGCGCGAACGCGCGCGCGGUAAAAAAAGGGCUGCUCCCGCCCUACCCAAGGGUCAAGGCGCGCGGGCGCGACAGGACGGAGACCGUGGUCGCGCCGUCGCUCGGCCAGGUGCCGCAGCCGGCAGAGGUGGAGGCCCUCUUCCAGGCUCGCGCGGGCCGGGCCGGGCGCCGGUGCCUCGGCGCGCCGCAGGUGCCAGAGCAGCCCACCAGGCGGGUCCGCGGCAAACAGCCGGCGCCGAAGAAGGUGACGCUGGCGCAGAUGAAGGCCAAGGAGACCGCGCCGCUGCCUCCGCCGGACCAGCCCGCGGAGCCGGCAGAGGUCUGGCUGCCUUCCACGGCCCCGCCGGCGCCGCGCCUGCGCCCGCAGGCUGCCCCGGAGGCGCCCGGCCCAGCCGACCUUCCGCCUCGAGCAAGAGGUGCGCGCGGGCAGCGGACGGGAGCCCACACCCACCGCGGCGCGAUCCCGGAAGGCCCAUCCGGCCGCCUGCUGCGCGCGCUGGGAGUCCAGUGGCUGACUCGCACCGCGGCGCUGGGGCGCCUGUCGCCCGCGGCGGCCUGGGCCAUCCACGUGCUGCUCGGCCACGCGCUCGCCCCGGGCGAGCAGGUUCGAGGAGUCGGCUUCCUGCGGGGCUGGGCGCGCCGCAACAUCGCUUUCAACGUCUGGGCUCCGCGGUGGCUGUGGCGCCUGCUGUUCUACAUCGAGGCGGAGGAGACAGGGAGCGCCGGCCGGAUCUGGGCGCGCUACCAGUACAACAAAGCGAUCCUGCGUGCCUCCGCCGGCCCAAAAGGGAGCCUCUGCCCGGCCACCAUGAAGAAGCACCUGACCCGGGACAACUUGCAUCUGCUGCGACGGCCCGGGGUCGGCCUAUCUGAAGGCGCGGGCAGCGUCCUGGCUGGCCUGGAGGCGCUCGAGGCCCUCGACGAGUCCAACAUUGCGAAGGAGCUGCUGGAGCUGACGGGCGAGGGCGGGGAGGCGCUCCAGCAGGCCCUGGCGACCUUGAACACCGAGAAAAAGCACGCCCGCGACGCGGCCGAGGCCAAGGCCUUCAAGGAGCUUGCGGAGUUUGUGGCGGCCCAAGGCGGAAGGCUGACCAACAGCCUGAUCAAGGCCACCGUGGCCGCCAGCCGCAUCUACCUCAUGGGCGCCUCGCUCCUGCAGAUCACCACCGCGCUGCAGUGCCCGGCCUGGUGGGCCGACGCAGUGCCCGAGGACGCCUCGGAGGGCCGCGCGGUCCGGCGCUGGAGAGCCGACCCCAAGAACGUGGAUAAGAUGGCGGUCGCGGUUGGCGCGCUCUACGAGGAGAAGGGCGAGCGGGAAGCGCGCGGCGGCAGCGACAACUCCGCCGCCGGCAUCUUCAAGCGGAGCGCGCCGCGGCGGCGCGAGGAGGAGGAGGAGGACGAGGACGACGAGCAGGACGCGGCGCCGGCCAAGAAGAAGAAGCGCCGAGCAGCGCCCCCCAGCGCAUCGGAGGAGUCCCCCCUCAAGGACACCCGCACGAAGGCGAGGGCCGGCAAAUCCCCGGAGGUCGACAAGAAGAAGGCCCGCAAGGACAAGAAGGAGAAGCCGCCAAAGCGCCGACAGCGCGAGGUCUCCGAGGAGGAGGACGACCGCAAGGCGGCCGCCUUCGCCGCUUGGCCGUUGGGGGAGGCGCAGGUCCUCCUGGCGGCGGCGGAGCGGAAAGCCAUGGAGACCGGCAACGCGCCGCAGUCCAAGGCGCCGGCAGAGGAGAUCAAAGCGCUCCUGUCGCAGCUGCCCGCGGGACUGGAGCCGUGGAAGCCGUCGCUGCCGGAGGCGGACACGGAGGGCAACAUAGCGGGGCCCGCGGCGAAGAAGGCCUGCCAACACCUGGCAGCCCUGGCAUCUGAGGCGGAGUCGUUCCUGCUCGCGCAAGGAACGCGCUUGCUGGCCCUGCUCGCGAGCCCGCCGCUGCCGGCCUGCCCCGCCGCGCACAUCUGCGGCUACCUCACUGCGGCCGAACGGGCGCGCGCGCAAGAGGCGGGGCGCAGCGAACAGCCCGUCGGCGCCCGCAGCGCCCUAGCGCGGGCGGCGGCGGAGACCGCGGAGAAGCUUCAGACGGCCCUGGACCGCGCCGGUCUCGCGGAGGCGCAGUGGCCAGGUCUGCUGGAGGCCGCCGGCAUCGAGGACAGUGCCGUGGCGGCCCCGGGGACCACGGACUUCUACGCGCGCGCGGAGGUCCGCUGGGGCCUGCGCCCGGCGGACGCCCUUCCGAAGCACAUGCUCGCGGACCACUUGACCGAGUUCUGCGGCACCACAGACUGGCGGGCGGCGUUCGAGGCGGCGCAGGAGGCGGAGGCGGUGGGGCCGUUGACGGAGCUCCUUGCGAUCCUGCGCGAAGCGGCCUGGGUCUCCCCGAAGGUCUACAGCGAACACCUGAACCUGGAGGAGUACGACGGCCAGGAGUUCGGGCUGGCGGUCCACUUUGCCUGGCGGGGCCACGAAGCCGCCUUCUUCGUGCCGGAGAUCCUGGUGGACCCCGCCGGCUUCGGAACCAUGGCCGACCGCCGCUGCCCGCCCGAGCUGCUCGACUUGGAGAAGCGCGGGGCCCAGCCCGCGGGCGACGCAGACGAGGCUCGCGAGCGGCGGAAGACGGCGGGGCGCCGGACUUCGGCGACCCGCGCCUGGCUGGAAGAAGCUCUGGAGGAAGACGAGGCCCCCGUGUCGGCGGACGUCCUGAACCUGCUGGCGGAGGAGAUGGGCUACUGGCUCAGCCCGAGCUGCUGGCGCGAGGAGACGGCAGUCGGCGGCUACGACGUCGCCGCCCCUGAGCCAGACUCAGAGGUCCAGCGGGUGCUCCUCGAGGCGGCCGAGGACGAAGCCAGCCAAGCAGAGGCCCGCCACGCCCCGGCCAUCUUGCGGGAGCCGCUGCCCGGAGUCGAGACGGAGGAGGAAGAGGCGGCCCCGCGCCGGCGCCUGCGCCGGAAGCAGCCCCCGCCGCCGGCCUGGCAAGACAUCGCGCCGGCCGCGCCAGCGGCCGCCGAGGCAGAAGUGCUCCACAAGAAGCCCGCGGCCAGGCAGACGCGGCCAAACGAAAACUGCCCCGGCCAGGACGCCGGAAGCCCCUGCGUCUUUGCCUCGCGCGGCGACCGGCUCGGGCAAGCCGCCCGCGUCAGUGAAGGCGCCGCGCGCUGCCUCUUCUGCUCGCCGGACAAGUUGGCCGCAGCGCAAGCAUGGGCGGAGGCGGGCCGGCAGGACCUCCAAGAGCAGGCCUUGAGUCGCCUGCCGCCCGCUGAGCGCCCGGCCUUCGAGAAGGCGCUGGCACGCCCAUCCCGGGCCGCCGCGGCAGUCGCCGCCCGGCAAGAGGCCGCAUCCUGGGACCAGCUGCUGAAGACGCGGACAAGCUUCCAGCCGCCCCCCGGAGAGGGAGACCUCGCGCGAGCUGAGGCGGACAACGCCAGCGACGCCCGGCGCCUGCGGAACAAGUUCGGCCCGGCACUGGCGGCGCGGGCGGCAGAAGAGGCUGCGGAGCAGGCCGACGAGGCGCCGUGGCGGUCGGUGGUUGCCCGAAAGUUUGAGGCCUGGUGCCAGGAAGGGGCCUGGGCGAUAUGCGAGCAAUGCCGUCGGCUGCAGAAGCGGCCGCUGCGGGAGAACGACCUGUCGGGCAAGCGUCAGCGCAAGCACACGACCAAGAAGUGCGGACACUGCAAGGACGGCGUUGGCUAUCCGGCCGUCAGCCCCAACCUGAUCCCUGCGGAGCUCCGCAGCCUGAGCCCCGACGUCCUGUGGGCGCUGCGGCCCCUGGAGCCUUGCCCCGGACCAAUCGCAAGGGCCAGCCACGGCUACCGCGUUCACACGGACAUGACGCGCUUCUGGUGGCGCCCGCAAGCCGUGGAGGACCAGCUUGCGGAACUGGAGGACGAGGCGGACCUCCAGGCGGGCAGCGACGCCUACGGCUACCUCACGAACUCCGGCGCCAGCUCCUACCAGAAGUUUGUGGACAUGCACAAAAAGUUCCUCCGGCGGAACCGCGCCACCUUGACGGGCGACCCCUGGGACCAGCAGCUGCAGCUGCCGCGCCGGGCGCUAGAGGAGGAGGGCAUCGAGUGCGCGGCGUGGCCCCAGCUGUACCCCGCCACGGCCAUGUGCGAAACGCACAUACGUCUGGCGGACGCCCGUCGGCAGGAGCGGCGACGACCCAGGGCGGCGGACGGCGAAGAGAGCGAGGAAGAGCUGGAAGGCAGCGGCGGCGAGGCGGAGGCGGACCCGGCCGAGGCGGAGGCGCCGCUGGACUUCGCGCGCUCCAACCGCAACACUGCCAAGAGCUCCUACCUGGCCAAGGUCCUCAGCCCGGUCCUUGGCUACGGCGCGGACUACGAGCUGUUCCAGUUCGUGUACGACCUGUGGCUUUGGAGCAGCCUCGGCGCCAAGAAGAACGCCGUCCAGGACGAGGCGUGCAAGCUUCUCCGAGCCAAGCUCCGCCUGCCCGUGGCCGAGAGCUUGCGCCUCGCGCAUGUCCUGGCGGAGCUGGCCUGGAAGUCGCACAUCUUCAGCGCCAAGGACGGCUCCGGCGGACGGACGGUCCUCAACUUCUUCGGCCGCUUGGAAUACCAGGACGGCAAGCGCAAGCGCUACGUCAACGAGCAGGAGGCGGCCACGCAGUUCUACCACGGCCGAGGCACGGUCCACUUGCACAUGCUCGUCUGGCUCCGUCACGUCGAGGCCGUCAAGCUGGAGGAGGCCGUCUCGGCGUCAACGCCGGAGGACAACCCAGGCCUGGCCUCGCUGGUCGAGGGCUCGCAGCGGUCCCGGCAGCGGCUGGCCAAGGACUUCUGCAAGCGCAACAAGAAGGGCGUCUACGAGGGCAUCCGCGCCUACCUGCCCGAAGUGCUGGCGAGCCUGUGGUGUCACACGGACGUCCAGCUGUCCGACGGGCGGGGCAUGCUCUUGAAGUACUGCUCCGGCUACGUCCCGAAAUUUUCAGACAGCUUUACGACGGACUGGCUCAACGACGCCUGCAGCGACUACGCGGUGGCCAGGCGCGUCCUGACCGACUACCACCCGCUCGAGCCCGAGAUGACCUUGCAGCUGGCCAUGCAAUGGUUCCCGCAGGUCUUCGCGGGCAGCACCCUGCAGCGCUUCCGGGUCCCAGUGCCUUGGAAGGCCGACUGCCCGGAGCGCGUCCAGCAGUACAUGAACAGCGAGUGGCGCGCGGACGCGAUGCCUCUCAUCGAGUUCCUCCGAAAGACAAACGGCCAAGGGAAGAUCCACAAGAAACUCGAGCGCCGCCGCAAGGAAGAGGGCGAGGUCGCCAUAGCCGCGACGUGUCUGUCGCGCUACAACGACGAGUACUACGGGCAGUGGGCCCUACUGAAUGUCCCCUUCUGCUCCAUGGACGAGCUCAGGCCCGAGGGCUUAGAGAAAGUCCCGGCCCACCUCUACCACCAGGGCCUGAUCCAGCGCUACCUCGACGGCGAGCUCGACAAAGACGAAGACGAGCCGGCGGCGGAGCCUCGCGCUGGGGCGCCCAAACUGUCGGGGCAGCAGGCGAGGAUCGCGGAAGAGAUCCUGGAGUCUGUCGGCAAGGGGCUUUGGCAGCGGCAGGCGAGGGAGGACGCCUGGAAAGGGGAGGCCAGGGACGAAGCCGAGGACGACCCGUUCGAAAAGCCCGCCGCCUGGCGGCCCGCCUUCGCGGUCCUCGGCCCAGCCGGCAGCGGCAAGUCCACGGCCGUCCACGAGGCCAUCCGGCAGGCCGCCGACCGCGGGGCGCGCGUGCUGCUGACCGCCCCGACCGGGCGACUGGCCGCCACGCUGCGGGAGCGGUUUCCGGGGCUGGAGGUGGACACCGUGCGCGGGGCGUUCCUUGCCUACAAGCCUGUCCACGAGGCGCUGGAGGUCAUGUGGCCCUACGACCUGAUCGUCGUAGAGGAGGUGGGCCAACUGAGCCGGGAGCUUUUCGAGCGGCUCAUCACUCAGUGGCGCGCGGCGGAGCGGAUCCCGACCCUGGUGUUUGUCGGCGACUUCCACCAGCUGCCCGGCGUGGAGCCGACGACAGCGCUGGACUCGCCGCAGUGGCAUCACGUGCAAGUCCAGAAGCGGCACCUCCACGAGAUGAUCCGCUGCAAGUGCCCGAUCCUCCGGAAGAAGCUGGAGCUGCUGCGGACCGGCAAGCCCUCGCGGCAGCAGCUGAGAGCCAUCUUGAAGGGACACAAGGCGCCCUCGCGCGGCCGAGCCGGCUACGUCACGAACGAGAUCCCCACGCUGGACGACGUGGCCCACAUCCUGGCAGAGACGCCGGAGACGACAUUCCUCACCGUCAGCCGCGGCGCCAGCGCCCGCUUGAACGGCCUCGCCACGCAGGCCCUCUUCGGCGACAGCGCUCCGCUCGCCGUUGUGCCGGCCGACCCCGAGAGCAACGUGGACAACUACGUCCGCGGCAAGCUCGUGGCCGAGACGCCGCUCGAGACGCCCCUCUUCGCGGGCGCGCAGGUGGUCCUGACCAAGAACCUCAACAAGACCGUCGGGUUCGUCAACGGCAUGGGCGCCACCGUCCUGGGCAUGGACAACGACAACGUGAUGGUUCGAACGGACCAGGGCGCUCGCCUGGCGAUCCACCCGUGGACGUCGGAGAACCACGUGGUCCACUACCCCCUGCGCUUGGGCUACGCGAGCACGUUGCACAAGGCCCAGGGCGCCACGCUGGCCCACAUCACCGUGUGGCUGGACAUCCCGAACAUGCCCGCCGCCGCGUACGUGGCGCUGAGCCGCGUGGAGUUCGACGCGAACUGGCGCUUCCUCGGCGACCCGGGGGUGCACCGCUUCACGCCAGCUCGCUUCCACUGA